This is a messenger RNA of Paramecium octaurelia, 796 nucleotides long. NCBI's taxonomy places the organism in Eukaryota, Ciliophora, Oligohymenophorea, Peniculida, Parameciidae. The record is from the annotation of a GenBank genome assembly.
AUGCCAAUAUAGGCUUUAAUGUUUAGAAUUAUUCUUAUUCCAGCCAUAGUGCUAGCCUAAUCCAAAAUGGAAUUGAGUGAGAUUGAAACCAAUCCCAUACCUACCAUGGUUAAUUUUGAUAAAAAUCAAAGAAAUACUGAUUAAGCAUUAUCACAACAAGGAUAUUUUGAUUUUGAUGGCCAUUUUAUCUCUUCCAACACAGACAUAACCUAAAACAAUGAAAUAAAUAACUCUAAUGAAGAUCCAAAUAAUUUUAUUUUAGACCAUUUGAGUAUUAACACUUCAAAUUCAGAAUUAGAUUCAUUCUCAAAUGAUGAAAAUUCACUAUAAGUAUAUAAUCUUGUAAUAAAGAGGGUGCAAAUGGUAUACCUUCACUAGACAUGAUAGAUACUUAGAGUACUUAAUCUAUUACUUAGUAAGAUAUUAACUAAAACUGUAAUAUAGUUUUAUCUAAUAUUAGCAGAAACUGAAAAGACUGUUUAGAAUUCUGAUUGCAUAGUAAUCUACUCAUAAUGUCAUUUCAAAGGGGAAUCACUUGACCUAUGUGAAUCUCAAAGAAACAUUGAGUAUAGAUUGUAAUAAACAUAGUAAUUUUGAUCAUGAAAUAAAAUCCAUUCAAAUUCCAAAAGGAUAUUCAGUCAGACUUUAUAAUUAAGAAGAUUUUUCUGGUGAAAAGAUCAUUUUGAAGGAAAGCCAAGAAUGUAUAAAUUAACCGUUAGCACUUACAUAGUUGUAUGAGAAAAAAUCUCACAAAUUUUUGGCCUUGGUUUAGAACUUUAACUUAAGAACACGCUGA